AUGGGUUGUAUGCGUAAGUCGGAUGCCUCUGUUAGGGUCGCCGUAAAUUUUCUUUUUUUUGCGGCAUUUUCAUUAUUGGGUAUGGUGUGCAAGUUGGGUGUGCGUGGGGCGUGGUGCAUUCCACGUGGUUUUAGUGUUACGAUUAUUUCUCCUGUUUGCACAGCUAUGGGUGAGCCGGAGGAUGUCGAUGCAAUGCUUGAGGAGGCGCUUGACAAAAUUGAAGAUUCUGAUCGAAACUACGGUCAUGGGCAUGCGGAACCAAUGGCGGCAUUGAUACGGGGUGAACCACCAAGGAAAGAGGAGUCCAGCGAAGAAGGUGAUGAGGAAACACCUAGUGCUGCAAAUGGUACGGACAAAAUGGAUAGUGAGGAUGGAACAACUUUGUCGCCAAGUAAGAAGAAGAAAGAGAGCAGUGAAUAUAAGAAGAGGUCUCCUUCAAGGUCUAGAUCUUCUUCUCGUAGCCGUUCUCGCAGCCGUGACAGAGAUAAAGAAAAAAAGAAGCGACGCAGAAGUUCAAGCCGUGAUAAUAAGAAGAAGUCCCGUUCACGUUCAAGAUCGCGCAGACACAGCCGUAAGCGCAGUCAUUCUCGUCGUCGAUCACGCUCGAGAGAUCGUCAUCGUCGCUCAAGAUCGCGUCGACAUUCAAGAUCACGAUCACGUGACCGCAGACGACGAUCGCGAUCCAGAGAGCGUAGGCGAAGAAGUCCAUCCUGGUCACGACCUCGUGUGCUUGACCAUCGUGAUCGUCGUGGAUUCUCUCCACCAUGGAGACGUUCACCACCCCGUGGACCUCGUCUGCCAGGACCAGAAAGACGUGAUGUGAUGCCGUUUACUGCACGUCGUUCGCCACCUCCAAAUGCAAAAAUGGAUAUGACAUCUGAAGAGCGUGAUCAGCGUACAGUAUUUAUACUACAGAUAGCAAAGGAAACUCGACCACGUGAUCUGGAGGAAUUUUUUUCUAGUGUUGGACAUGUGCGCGAUGUGCGAAUCAUUACAGAUUCAAAAACUCGACGAUCAAAAGGAAUUUGUUAUGUGGAAUUUUGGGAAAUUGAAAGUGUUAAUUUGGCUCUUGCACUAAAUGGGCAAAAAUUACUUGGCGCUCCUCUAGUAAUUCAGCCAACGUUGGCUGAAAGGAACCGUGCGGCUAACAACACCGUUGGUGGAACACUUGGCUUUGGUCCUACAAACACCACGGGUCCAUUGAAGCUUUAUGUUGGCCAGUUGCAUACAAGUAUAACAGAGGAUAUGUUAGGGAGGAUUUUCGAUCCAUUUGGAAAGAUUGAGAACCUGGAAAUUGCAACCGAUCUCAGUGGCGUUUCUAAAGGAUAUGCAUAUGUAACGUUCCGACAUGCUGAUGAUGGUAAAAGAGCUAUGGAACAAAUGAAUGGUUUUGAAUUAGCAGGUCGUCCAAUGAAGGUUUGCUCUGUUGAAGGAGAUGAACUGCCACCACCAAUCCCUCAGCGGACACUUGAUACUGAUGAUGCGGACAGACGUGGUAUUGAUUUAGGGACAAGCGGUCGUUUGCAUUUGAUGGCUAAACUAGCCGAAGGAAGUGGUUUGGAAUUACCAAAAAGUGCUAAAGAAAUAUUAGCGCAAAAUCAGCAGCAGUUGGAGAGUGCCACUGCGACAGGUCCUGUGAUUCCACCGAUUGCUACGCAAUGCUUCAUGCUAUCCAACAUGUUUGAUCCAUCUCAGGAAACGGGUGAAAAUUGGGCUGAUGAAGUACGAGACGACGUUAUAGAAGAGUGCGCAAAGAACGGAGGAGUACUGCACAUAUUCGUAGACAAAGCUUCCCCUAAUGGCAAUGUUUAUGUGAAAUGUCCUUCCGUAGCUGCCGCUUUCAAAUCAGUGAAUGCAUUACAUGGACGAUGGUUUUCAGGCAAAGUAAUCACAGCCAAUUAUGUUCCAGUCGGAAGCUACUCACAGUUAUUCCCAGAUUCAGUUAUUGCACGAGAACCUAUUCUGUCAGCCGUAAAACCAGUUAUGCCAGGUAUCGGUUAUUGA
Acanthocheilonema viteae is the source of this 2004-nucleotide messenger RNA. Lineage: Eukaryota; Metazoa; Nematoda; Chromadorea; Rhabditida; Onchocercidae. The record is from the annotation of a GenBank genome assembly.